This is a messenger RNA of Trichoplax adhaerens, 397 nucleotides long. RefSeq lists its product as uncharacterized. The record is from RefSeq and is a predicted model, not a curated record. The transcript has a single exon. NCBI's taxonomy places the organism in Eukaryota, Metazoa, Placozoa, Uniplacotomia, Trichoplacea, Trichoplacidae. The annotation marks the transcript as partial.
AUGGGUACAUCAACCAAAGACGAGAAAGUCAAGGAAAGUGAUGAGUUACAAAGUAGUAAAUCCAAGAGAAGGGAUAGGAGCAAAGAAAGAGACAAUCGUCGCCGAGAACGUAGCAGAAGUCGAGAACAUGAUAGAUCAAAGCGACGUGAACGUAGUGGUAGUCGUGAUAGAGAUGGACGUAGCAGACGGCGCCGUCGAAGUGACAGCCGUGACAAGGAAGACAUAAAACGUCGCGGCCGGAGCAGAAGUCCCGAGCGUAGUGAAUCAAGUAGUAAGAAGGAGAAAGAUAGAGAUAGUCAUCGCCAUGACUUUGAUACUGAUCGUACAAGCAAAAGUAGUAAGCGAAGUAAAGAUGAUGCACAACUCGAUAAAGAUACUAGCAGUGGUAAUAAUCAAG